GAAUGGGAUAAGUGUCAGAUGAAUAUUCUUUUUUUUCUCGUUAGCACUCUUUUUGCGGCGUGCUUUUUUUCAUUGAAUGAAAUAUGGUUUGAGAGGAGACUGUGGCGCUUGGAUAAAGAAGUGGAAGGAAUAGGUGAGAGUCUGGGAGAGAGAUGGAGGAGUGUGUCUGCGAGAGAGGGUGGAGGAAAGGCGGGAGGGAGGGAGAGGCAGAGAGUUAGAGGAUAAAUGAGAGAGCAGCGCUGGCUCAGCCACAACGCCUCACUGCCAGACGAAGGAAGGAGUCCAGGAAACACACACAUACACACACGCACACACACAUACGCACACAGUUCAGACCAGCUGUUUCCAGGAGCACCUCCUGCAGCCUGAGCUGGAUGUUUGGACUUGAUGCGUCUUUGCAUGGAUGCAUCUGGAUUUAUCUACUAACCUGUGGCAGUGUCUUAGACUUCAGAGGGAACAUUUGUGGUUUUUUCUCUUCUUUUCUUUUUAAACAAACACUACAGAGCGACUGCACAACCUGUAACACCAUGCUGUGCAGCUGCUCUUGUUAGAAUGACUGCUGUGAACAGUUUGGACUGUGUGUGAGAGCCGGCCAGAGUUUCUGUUAGUGUGUGUGUGUGCGGUGUGUGAAUGUGUAUGCAUCAGGAUGAGUGUUCCCAUGUUGAAAAUUGGAGCGGUGCUCAGCACCAUGGCUAUGGUAACUAACUGGAUGUCCCAGACCUUACCGUCGCUGGUUGGACUCAAUGGAACCAUCAUCUCCUCAGAGGGCACGCAUGAACGGAUCGUCAGCGGGCUGUACCCGGGCUCAGAGGAAGGCUGGCAGGUUUACAGCACGGCCUCGGAUCCCGACGGCAGGUGCAUGUGCACGGUGGUCGCCCCGGCACGGAACCUCUGUAAACGAGACCCUCGGAGUCGACAGCUACGCUCGCUGACCGAGCAGGUCCAGAACGUGAGUCAGUCCAUGGAGGUGGUUGACCUGCGGACAUCCAGAGACCUGCAAUAUGUUCGAGACUCUGAGCCACUGCUGAGAGGAGUGGAUGGACGGUUACACACUUAUGUGGCCAGUCCCCGCAGUCUGACAGCUAGGAGCCUGCAGGAGUUAAAGGGUCAGAUGUCUCAGCUACGGCCCCUGUUGUCAGUGGUGGAGCAGUACAGACUGGAUCUACAGACGCUGGCCACCUUGCGGAUGGAGCUGCUUAACCUGUCGAUCGUCCUGACAGCCAUCCAGGAAGAGAUUGGAGCAUACGACUACGAGGAGCUUCAGCAGAGGGUCCUGUUGCUGGAGACCAGGCUGCACAGCUGCAUGAAUAAACUGGGAUGUGGUCGUCUGACUGCCGUUAGCAACCCCAUCACUGUGAGGGCCUCGGGAUCCCGCUUUGGCUCUUGGAUGACUGAUGCCAUGAUUCCCAGCUCUGACAGCAGGGUGUGGUCGAUGGAUGGCUACUAUAAGGGCAGGCGUGUGCUAGAGUACAGGACCAUGGGGGACUUCACAAAAGGCCAAAACUUCGUGCAGCAUCUGUUACCCCACCCCUGGGCGGGAACCGGCCACGUGGUCUACAACGGGUCUCUCUAUUACAACAAGCACCAGAGCAACAUCCUGGUUCAGUACCAUUUCCGCUCUCGCAGUGUGUUACUCCAGCGUAGCCUAAGCGGUGCAGGAUACAACAACACCUUCCCCUACAGCUGGGGAGGAUCCUCUGACAUCGACCUCAUGGCAGAUGAGACAGGACUCUGGGCUGUCUACACCUCCAUCCCAAACGCUGGAAACAUUAUGGUGAGUCGCCUCGACCCUCAUUCGCUUGAAGUCCUCCACAGCUGGGACACGGGGUUUCCUAAGCGGAGUGCUGGGGAGGCUUUCAUGAUUUGCGGCACCCUGUACGUCACCAACUCCCAUCUGGCCGGAGCAAAGGUCCACUUUGCCUACCACACCAACACCUCCACGUACGAAUACACCGACAUCCCCUUCCACAACCAGUACUCCCACAUCAGCAUGAUGGACUACAACCCCAGAGAGAGAGCACUGUACACCUGGAACAACGGUCACCAGGUCCUCUAUAAUGUCACACUGUUUCACGUUAUCAGGAGCGAUGGAUAGAUUUACACCUAAAAGAUAUAAAUAAAAAUGAAAAUGAAAAAAACAAAGUAGAGAUGAAGGAGAAAGGUUUUUAAAGGACACUUCAAAACUUGCAAAAAUACACACGCAUGCACACACACACGCACACAACAGCGACUCACAUCUCAACAAGGUAAUAAGUACUGUCUGUGUUUGAAUUUGAAUGACUUCUAGAUGAUGUGAGCUCGCUGAGCUAAUAACUAGACACAGUACAUGGUUGUCAAACACCAGUCUAAAGGUCACAGACAAGAGUGUUCAUCACCGCGACGAUGGACUUAACUGCCUCUGCAGCAGGGACGCUGAUAGAAAAGAAGGAAGUCAGACAUUUUGAGCUCAUCCAUAUUCUGUUACGUUUCAUUCCACUCGUAUAUCAAGAAGUGACUUUGGAAGUCGAGGUCGCAUUGUUGGAAAAAAAAUUAUAUAUAUAUACACACAGCUCAUGAACUGAAUUUCACCUCGCUUCAAACCUCGAGCUAUGACGACGGCCCUGACUGAGAUAUUCCGGGUUUGUGAUGUGAUCGUGGACGUGUUCAGUCAGCAUGGUUGUUCAUUCAAUAAAGUUUACUGUCAAACUUU
Molecule: messenger RNA, 2689 nt
Organism: Haplochromis burtoni (Burton's mouthbrooder)
Lineage: Eukaryota; Metazoa; Chordata; Actinopteri; Cichliformes; Cichlidae
Product: noelin-2
Exons: 8
Coding region: 647-2095 (482 amino acids)
Biological process (GO): signal transduction
Source: RefSeq, a predicted model, not a curated record